GACGUUAGUGACGUUCCUGUUUAUCUGAGGCCUGAGGAAAUUAAAAUGAUAAAUGAUACAAAAAUAUAAAACCUCAAAUAAUAAUUGUGAUAAGAAUUUCGUGUGAUUUCUGUUUAAAUUAUUAUUACCCUUGGCUGAGUACGUCCUUUGAACAAAAAUCGAAGCUAUAUUUUUCUUCGACGGAGAUUUUUAAAGGGACCACAACUAACCUGUCAUAACCCAUGGUAUAAAGUCAUAACCUAUAACCACAGAAACAAAUAACACUUGUCUCUGAGCAUAAUAAUAAUAAUUGAAAAAGUCUUCCUAUCCGAAAGCAGCAGAAUGGUGGUUGGUUAUGCAGAAUUGUUCAAGUUUGUGAAAAAUGCAAUUAAAUAAUUAUAUCCUGUUUAAUGGAGGAAAUGCCAAAUAAAUGAUUCGUAGGAAAAAUAUUUUGUUAGUGGCUAUUCUUUUCCUUGUAGUCUUUGUCGUGACAACCAAUUACUUACUUUAUUGGUUACCUAGACAAAGUGAUGUUACUAUUACAAUUGAGGAAAAUAUUUAUCUAGAAUUAAAAAAAUUACCAAUUUACUACAAAAUCAAUGAGGCUGAAAUUGAUGAUGUGGGAACUUUGUUAAAAAAAAUUAACAUAGUAAAUAUUACGCACGCUUAUAAUGGUAUAGAAAAAUUGUGGAAACUAGCAGAUACCUGGCCAAACAAAACACAGAUAGUGGAUAUUCAUAGUCCUCAACUAGGAGAUAUUCUUUCAUUAUUAAGUCAGGCUAAAAUUGUUAAAGCUGAUUUAGAUCAUCGAGGUACACAACUUAAAUUGUUGCUUACUUUAGAGGGUGGACAGCAAGUCAUUUUUAAGCCAAAAUGGUACGAAAUAGAAAGAGUUUUGGAAGGACCAGUAUAUGUUGGAAAAGAUCGUUACAAUUCAGAAAUAAUAGGCUUCUAUCUUUCUCUUAUUUUGAAGAAACCUUUAUGCCCCUUAAGUGUAAUACGACAAGUGUCUUUACGUCAAGACAUUUUACCAGUUGCAACUAGAAGAUUGAUUGAAACAUCUUUUACCAAAAACAACAGAACAUGCAUUUAUGGAAAAUGCUUCUUUUGUAGUAUUAAUGAUCCUGUUUGUGAUGACGAACAUUCGAUUUUAGAAGGUGCUGUGAUAUUAAACAUUAAGGCGUCUUUAAUAAAUCAUCGAUCUCCUUGGCAGCGUACAUAUAAAAAAGAUAAAAAUGCCAUUUGGCAAGAAUAUUCCGAUAGUUAUUGUGAUAUAGUAAAAUCCAAAAUAUCAAAAAAACGUUUGUAUGAUUUAAUAGAUGUAUCUGUAUUUGACUUUUUAAUUCAAAAUGGAGAUAGACAUCAUUAUGAAACGUUUGAAGAGACUGUAUUAUGGUUGGAUAACGGAAAAGGAUUGGGUAAUCCAUAUAAACAUCAUUUAGAUAUAUUGGCACCACUUUAUCAGUGCUGCAUGAUGAGAAAGACGAUGUAUAAUAAUCUAUUACAUUUGAGAGGAGGAAGACUUGUAGAACAGUUAAGAAAAAUACCAAAUAUAAAUAAGCUUAUAACAAGUGAACAUUUAAAAGCAGUAGAUGAAAGACUUUUAAUUAUUUUUGCUACCAUAGAAUAUUGUAAAAAAAGCAAGAAAGGAAAAAUCUGAAGAAUUAAUUUCAAACAUGAGUAAAGUAGUUACCCUUUUGUCAUUGCAAGAUGAUGGAAAUGUCAUCGUGAUACAUUAUUGGAUGUCUUUCAGAAAGUGAGUUUUGUUAUAAUACUUGUGUUUUACAAUAAAUGUUAUGUGUAUAAGAACCAAUUUUCUAAAAUAACAUUUCAUAAGUGUAAACAAUAAAC
Molecule: messenger RNA, 1830 nt
Organism: Psylliodes chrysocephalus
Lineage: Eukaryota; Metazoa; Arthropoda; Insecta; Coleoptera; Chrysomelidae
Source: the annotation of a GenBank genome assembly